Messenger RNA from Protobothrops mucrosquamatus (brown spotted pit viper), 1423 nucleotides. RefSeq names its product tumor necrosis factor receptor superfamily member 10B-like. Gene Ontology annotation, cellular component: plasma membrane; cell surface. The transcript has 9 exons. Lineage: Eukaryota; Metazoa; Chordata; Lepidosauria; Squamata; Viperidae. Bases 1 to 1017 code for a protein of 338 amino acids. Gene Ontology annotation, molecular function: protein binding. Gene Ontology annotation, biological process: TRAIL-activated apoptotic signaling pathway; positive regulation of apoptotic process. The record is from RefSeq and is a predicted model, not a curated record.
AUGCGAGCCCCGCGGCUCCUGACGCUCUGCAGCCUGGCUUACCUGCUGCAUGAAGUCACCCUGACAAGACUUCCUCAAGUACAGGAUCCAAAGGUCACUGCCCCCACGAUACCAGAUGAUGACACCGACAACUUCUACACUGCUUACGGCAACCACAAGUGCAAGAAAUGCCCACCAGGCACGUUCGUCUUUCAGCCUUGUGCUAUCCCCAGAACUAGAGGGACUUGCCGGCCCUGUGAAAACAACACCUUUUCCAAGCUGCCGAAUUCCUUCAAUGCCUGCUUUCGUUGCAGAGCCUGCAGGAUUUUAGAUGAGGUAGAAAUCAGAAGGUGUACCGCAACCACAAAUACUGAGUGUGCUUGCAAGAAUGGAAGCUUCUGCUUGCCUGUCCAGCCCUGUGAAGCUUGCAGUAAAUGUACAACAAGCUGUGGUCCUGGAGAAAAGAAGGUGCAGGACUGCACGCCUACAAGUGACAUCAGGUGUCUUCCUGAUACUACCUCAUCACCUCCAACAAGUUCCCCUGCAGUAGGAGAUCAUAGAUGGAUCUGGCUCAUUGUGCUUCCUCUGGGGCUGUCUGUAGUGUUGGGCCUGGUAUGGUGUUGGAAAAAAAACACAAGCUUUAGAAACGCCUGCACAGGUUUCUGGAGCACCACGGUAAGAACUCUUUUCUCCUCUGGAGAUGGGAAAAGUAAUACUGGGAAGGUCAAGGAUGUGCAGAAAGAAGGAACUCUGACUCUAGCUUUUGACAGCUUCAUCAACAAGGUGCCUUCAAAAGACUGGAACAGAUUCAUGAGACUCCUCAAGUUGACCGAUAACGAAAUUGACUCUGCCGCAAAUGCUUCACAAUAUGUGAAUGAGCAGCAUUAUCAAAUGCUACGGACCUGGCUGGACAAGAAGGGGCAGGCAGCCACCUUGAAUGUUCUUCUGGAGGUGCUCAAUGGCAUGGAUUUAAAGGGCAUUGCGGAAGAAGUUACAAAAGGUCUCGUUGCUCAACGUUUGUAUGUCUAUGAAGAAUAAGUUCUUAGCCAGGUGGGCCCUUCUUGAAUCCAGUGUUUGUCCACCUGGCAAAGUAAGAAGGAAAAGAGGUUUGAGUUACCAGCUUCUUCUCACCAAGCCAUAGGUUGUUUACAUUUUAAAAUAGCCCAGACUAGCACAAGGCCUUCUACGCACUGCCUGUCCAAAAGGGUUUUUAUGUGGGCAGCUAGGGCUGUGCUGUACAUUAGACUCGAAAUCAAAAGAUGCUUUCAGAGUAGGUGUGGAUUAUGCCAGACACAACUGUUGCCAUGUCCUUACAGAAACAGUGUCCUUUUGCGGACUUUGUCAAGUCAUCAUUCGGAAAAUACACCCUUAAGUUAAGGAGGUGUCAACAGCCCGUCAUGUCUGGCUCAAAGCAGUUGGCGGCACCCUGUGUCGCUUCCUUUCU